AUGCAGAGCAUGUUUCGUACCGUCGACGCCAUUGAUUACAGUCUCAUUGCCUCAGUAGACGUUAGGCAUCGUAUAGAACAAUUGGCUCUAGAUAAUACUGGCCAGACGUUGGCGCUGAUCGAACGUAUCGGGAGUGGAGAGAACAGCACAAGCGAGCCUGACGAGCGUGAACAAGAUGAAAACCAGGCGGAUGCUGAGGAUGAUGAUGAUGAUGACGACGACGACGACGAUGACGAUGAUGAUGACGAUGAUGACGAUGAUGAUGAUGAAGAAGAAGAAGUAUAUCAGGUUCCCGUGGAAACUGCUGCUGAAGGAGCAAGUACUGAGUCACGGUCUAGGCGUGCCGCAAGUAGAGCAGCUGAAUUCUCCUCAUCUUCUGACGAGGACCCUGAUUUCUUAUCUAAUCCAAGCAGUGCCACUAGUGGAUCCACUACCUCAGUGAGUAGUGAUGAUGAUGAUAAUGAUGAUCUGGACAACAGUCGUGAUGAUGAUGGCGCUGGUAGUCAUGGCUCUAUUCGCACUAGUACGCCGAACUCGUCUUCCUCUUCAUCAGUUCAAGAACCAGACACAACUCGGCGUCGGCCUCGUCGGCGCAUCAAUAUCCAUCUCCGAUUGAGACGAAGAUAA
Protopolystoma xenopodis is the source of this 627-nucleotide messenger RNA. NCBI's taxonomy places the organism in Eukaryota, Metazoa, Platyhelminthes, Monogenea, Polystomatidea, Polystomatidae. The record is from the annotation of a GenBank genome assembly.